Molecule: messenger RNA, 162 nt
Organism: Acaulospora colombiana
Lineage: Eukaryota; Fungi; Glomeromycota; Glomeromycetes; Diversisporales; Acaulosporaceae
Source: the annotation of a GenBank genome assembly
ACGGUUGUGGUCACCGGAGGAAGUUGUGGCAUUGACCACGCAUUCAUCUGUGUGAAGGCUGGGGUGAACGCCGCUAUCAUCUAUCGGUCCGCUAAAGAUGUGGAGAUAGUUGCAUUCAAGGUCGCACAGGACUAUGGUGUCACCGCCAAAACGUUACAGUGA